GAUUGGCCAGCUGCCCUCCGGGCCCGCGUGUCCCUCCGAUCCCCAUGCUCCUCCACUGCUGCUCAUCCCCGUCCUUCGCCUUUAAAGGCUACCAUGGCCAACCAAAGAUGGAUAAGACAACCAGGACGAGUUAUUAGCCGAUACAUAGGAGAUAUGGUGUGAGGAUUCGGACUCUCUCUCUCUCUCUCUCUCUCAGUGGGUACUUUAUAGCGUAAGGUCCAGAAGGCCAUGGAAGUGGAAGACGAUGUCUUCUUUGCAGAUCUAAGCAAGCGGAUGGCGCUGCUAAUCAUGGAGGACGAGGAAGAAUCCCCGGCGCAGUGUCCGACGCUUCCGGUUCAGGAGCUUCCUUACAUGCCCCAGAUGUUGAUGCUACCACCACACACCAACGAGGUGGCCUACAGAAGAAGGGAGAGCAAAGGAACAGGAGUCUUCAUCCCACUCUCUGCUGCACCAGGAAGGAAGAACAGGUCAAAGAGAUCCACUGCAGUGGAGGACAGCAGCAACCCCCAAAGGCAGCAGCUGGGCAAAUCUGUUGCAGCAGUGGCUUCUCAUGCCACCGAUGCCGAUCUCAUCUACCCACAUCAGUGCAGUAAGUCGAGUGUGUUGAAGAGGCAGUGCAUGUAGGAGUAUCAAAUGGUCUGUAGCUCACACCAACUGCAGUUUGGGUCUUGUAUGGUGCUGUGUACAGAACAAUUACUCUCGUGAAGAGGGUUUAAAAUAAGCCUCUAACCUCUUCAGUGAAGUGUAUAAUUCUUCCUUGGAAUGCAUUAUUUGGUGUGAAUGUAAAGCAUGAAAAUAAUCAUGUUUUUGA
Molecule: messenger RNA, 811 nt
Organism: Musa acuminata subsp. malaccensis (wild Malaysian banana)
Lineage: Eukaryota; Viridiplantae; Streptophyta; Magnoliopsida; Zingiberales; Musaceae
Source: RefSeq, a predicted model, not a curated record